AUGCUUGAAUCCUUGCUUAUGUCAAACGGCCAUGUUUGCAACUGCAAGUUGGUGUCCUCCGUCCUUUCCACUCUCUCUCUCCCCCGUCACUCUAUCCCUCUCCCUCCAUCUCCCACCUCUACUACUCCUCCUCCUUCUCAGCACCCUGAUGCUCUGUGUGGCAGCUGCCCGUCCCCUGGUUCUGCCCCACAGCCUAACAGCCUCUGGCCGACCCUGCCUCCACCAUCACCCUCCUUCCCUUCCUGGCCGGCACCGCCCACUCAGCCGACACCCUGCUGGCCUGGUCAGCCCAACACACCCUGCUGGCCUGGGACACAACCAGCUCCAUACACUGUCCCUCCUCCAGUUUCAGUGCCAGCUCCAGCUCCUGCUGUAAUACCCACCCCUGCACCAACCACACCCAUCGCCCCUGCCCCUGCUCCUGCUCCAGCUCCAGCCCCUGCUCCAGCUCCAGGGCAGCCCUGUCAGCCCUAUCAGCCUUGCUGGCCCGGCCCCCAGUACCAGCCUCCACAACCACCUGCGCCAAUUCAAACUCCAAUUCCAGGACAAGUCCCAGCACCGACUCCAUCGACUCCUGUCCCGGUCCCUGCACCCCAACCCUCAUCCAGGUGGCCUGCCCACCCUGGUUGGCACUGUAACCCAGGACAGUCAGGAUGGCCUGGACAGAGUCCAAAUCUCUUUCCUCCACACUGGCUCCCUCCCACAUCUGGACCUCUGAGUGUGCCAUACAACUUGAAUCUGGCCCGGGGAGUCUAUGACAAGAUGAUGAUGACCAUUCUUGGCCAUGUCAAGCCUAAUGCCAAAAUGUUCACAGUGAACUUUCUGAGAGGCAACGACAUCGCCUUUCACAUUAACCCUCGCUUCUGUGAGGCUGGCAAACAGGUGCUGGUUCGUAACCACAAGCUAGGGGAGCGCUGGGGUCCAGAGGAGAGAGAGCUGAAGCCAGGACCCUUCCCCUUUGCCCUUGGGAGCCCUUUUGAGAUGAAGAUCCUUUGCACUCAGGAUGCGUACAGGGUGGCUGUAAACAACAUCCCGCUGUUUGAGUUCAAGCAUCGCAUCAGAGAGCUCAACCAGAUCGACAGGAUCAACAUCCUGCAUGAUGUCGUGCUCACCUAUGUCAAUGUGGAGACACUUCCAUAAGAAGCACACUGUUGCCCUUGCAGUGCAUAAAUCAUCCUACCAAGGAUGCAUGCGAGAAUGUGUGGAUGCAUAUCAGGAAAUGUAGAACUUUGCACAUAUGCACGUCAUCUAUAGGCUUCAUCAAAGUAGUGUGUGAAAUAAUCAUGACAUGAGCUGAGCUCAUUUAGUAACAUGCAACAGUUAUCUCAUAUACUUAAACAUAGCUAACCACUUCAGGCACACAUGGCUUUUUUUUUAGUAUUUAGAUAUUAUUGCUAAUGUAUUUAUUGUGUAUAAUAUUUUAAUAUUUCUAAGAUAUACUAAUGGAUGAUUUAUGUACU
Molecule: messenger RNA, 1460 nt
Organism: Cheilinus undulatus (humphead wrasse)
Lineage: Eukaryota; Metazoa; Chordata; Actinopteri; Labriformes; Labridae
Product: galectin-3
Exons: 4
Coding region: 1-1140 (379 amino acids)
Biological process (GO): negative regulation of extrinsic apoptotic signaling pathway; negative regulation of endocytosis; positive chemotaxis
Cellular component (GO): immunological synapse; nucleus
Molecular function (GO): carbohydrate binding; IgE binding; laminin binding
Source: RefSeq, a predicted model, not a curated record